CCUCAAUAACACCACCGGAAACAUCAAACUAUAAAAAAAUACAUAUAGGUAAAAUAAGUAUGCACUGACUUUCUUACAAAGUUCAAAGUGGUUUUUUUUCCUACAAAUAAGCAUUGCUCUGUUUUACACUCUCUUCUGGGAAAAGAACCUAAUUCAGCAAUACAGAAGAUGGUUAAAAUGAAGUCCAAAUUGGCACUGACGAUCAUCAUAAUCCAUUUUUAUAUCCUGGUAUCAUCAAUUCAAGCAGAUGAUCGUCACGCUGUUGUGUUCGCUGCACCAGGGUCUCAUGUUGUGCUGCCUAUGGAGGUGACACUGAGAAGAAACGAGUCUGACUCGGGGAACUGUGACACAUUUUACUGGAAACAUGAAACUCAUUCAGGGAUUAAAAUGAGAACUCUGAGUAACAUGAACAAUGAAAUGCUUCACUAUCAGAAAAAUCUCCACACUACGAAUCAUAGAAUGAACUAUAACAUCUCUCAGAACGGCAGCCUAGAAAUAAAUGCUGUAAACAGGAGAAAUGAUGGCAAAUACACAGUAAAGGUUUUCAAACCAGAUUUCACAAAAAUAUAUGAGAAGGAAUUUAUCCUUCAUAUAACAGGAGGCUCUGAUGAAACAACGAUAUUCACCACUAAGGGAUCACAUAUUCUGCUGCCAGUGGAGUCAACAGUGAGGAGAAAUAAUUCAUUAUGGAGAACGUGUGAUCUGGUCCUCUGGAUCUAUGAUGACGUUUCCUAUUCAUAUCAUGCAAUACUGAGGGACAAUUAUUGUCACACUUCUUACUUUUCUGGCUAUAAUGAUCUUUAUUAUUAUCCAUUUCUUAACUUUGUAGCCUAUGACAUUUCACUGAAUGGAAGCCUAGAGUUACAUCAUGUGACUUCUAACUAUGCUGGGAGAUAUACUGUAGAGGUGUAUGAUUCAUAUGGAGACCCAAUGUACAGACAUAUGUUUGUCAUUUGCAUACAGGGUAAGAAAUGAUUUAAC
Messenger RNA from Bombina bombina (fire-bellied toad), 981 nucleotides. RefSeq lists its product as uncharacterized. The record is from RefSeq and is a predicted model, not a curated record. NCBI's taxonomy places the organism in Eukaryota, Metazoa, Chordata, Amphibia, Anura, Bombinatoridae. The transcript has 3 exons. The coding region runs from base 169 to 975 and encodes 268 amino acids.